CAAACGUGAAUACACAGAUAGGUUAUUUAGUGAAGGACAUAUGCGCAGUUUGAUUGUUGCUUCAUUUUCUUGCUUCUAUUGUAAGACAAGCAUCCAAGAUGUCAGUAUUGAAAACAAUUACCUUGAGCAUAAUUGUUCUGCUUUUAGAACAGCUGGUGGUAUAUGAGAGUCGUUUCUGCUCCUGGUCAAAGAAUUCUGCGCUGAGUGUUGAUUCAUGUCCCGAAUCAAAGAAUGAGUUUGGGAGGAGGGCAAAAUUAAAAAAUUGCACAUCUCUUGCGGUCAUUCAAAAUUGCACUGAACCAGUGAAAUUCAAAUACCACUGCCUAAUAGACGAAGCUGAAAAGACCUUUAUUGAAGUUUGUGUUCCAUUAUACAUAAUAACUUUAGGACUCUGUGCAGAAUAUAACACUCUUGGAGCACUAGUUCAACAACACCGUGGUUUGAAAUGCAGCGACAUGGAACCGCCCUGCCCACAGCUUUAUAAUUCCACUGAUGCGUAUCUUUACAAAGGUUGCUACGACAUAGUUAAAAGUAGAAGACAAACGACGUCCUCAGAUAUAAAUUUUGAGUUGUCAACGAAAUUAACUACAAAAGAAAAUUACUUUAACUCAAGUCUUGAAAAUUUCGACACAGUUAAACCUUUAAAUGCUGGUAUGGUUAUUUUUAUAACAUUUGCUGUAGUCGUUUUUCUUCUUAUCGCCAUCGUGACUAUGUCUAUGGUUGUAAGGUACAGGAAACACCAAAGAAAAUUGGGAUUAAUGACUGGAGAUAAAGACAAUUCAGCCUUAAAUGACUCGUCGUAUUGGUUUCCAGACGAAGGUAUACCGAUGCUUCCAGGAGAGGAAAGUGGAAUACCUAAUAGGGAGUCGAUUGGCUUGCCAUCAAGAGGACAUGAAACAGAUCUAUUACCUUCCGGGACGUCAGUUAGUUCAUCAGAAGAAAGUGAGGAAGAAGAGGAAGAUAGUAAUACAGUAUAUGAAAGAAGAAAAGAAUGUAAUAUUGAAGAAUACAAAGAAGAAUUGGAAAAAGCUAAGCUUUUACGAGAUACAGUGGCUGUGAAAGAUACGGAAAUUGCUGCAAAUUUUGAUCGAAAAAAGGCAGAUGCAAACAAUUUCCUCCAAGCUUAUAAAGAUGUACUUGAAUGUUUUGUGAAAACAGGAAUGCUUAAGAAAUGUCAAACAUCGCUUAAAAAAUAUGGCAUAACGAUUUUGAGUGGACAACAAGGAUCUGGAAAAACGUUAUCUGCAGUCUAUAUCAUGUCCAAAAACAAACGAUAUAAUAAUUGGACAAAAUUAAAAUUUACAUCAUGGGUAGAUCUUUUGACAAUAAAGUUAGAAACAAAAACUCUAGUUUAUAUUGACAAUCUUUUUGAUGGUCAUUUGUAUAUGUAUCCAGAGGAAUUACGGAAAUGGUGGUGUUCUCUCAUUUAUUUUUACUUCGAAAGAAUUCAAAGUUCAGAAGAUAUCCAUCUUUUGAUAACAGUUAAAGAUGAUGUAUUAAAAGAAGCGUGCGAGCACAUCAAAACAAACAUUGACGAAAACACGUUUUGUCUAAAAGCAGAAUUACUUCCUUUAUUAGACAAAGAAAAAAAGAAGAUUUUAAAAUCACAGUUCAAACUUGCAAAAACCUUGAAAGGAAUACCGAUUUCUGAUAUCGAUUCCACAUAUGAGGAAAUUAAGAAAUUUGAGAAGUCUUGUGCAAUCGGGUUUCCAUUGUGUGCUCAUCUAUAUGCAUUUGAACCGGUUUUCAAGAGUAAAUCCAUUUUUACCGAUCCAAAAUCCUACGUUAUAAACCACUUUGAAAGAGAAAUAGGAAAAGAUAGUGGAACUGGUGUAAAAACUUUAUUUCUGUUUUUGCUGUUUUAUACGAGCCUAAGCAGUUUAAAGAAAAGAAAAAGAUUGGACCUUAGAUAUGGCAAAGACAUACGGGAGUUUUUGGAAGAUCCUGAAGUGGUUUCGGAAAAUUUUGUAAAAGAAAUGGAGCCUCUGGACUUUGAAAAUUUACCAAAAAUAGCAGAAAGUUUAAAAUAUACAAUAUUGGUGAAGCAUUCUGAGAUGUUUGAGUUUAAACACCAGAUAUAUCUAGAUGGAGCAAGUGAGUAUUUCUUUAGGAAGAAUUCUGAGGUUGCUGUUCGCAACUUUCCUUUAUAUAUCAUUCGUUCAUAUGCAUUCCCAGAUGCCUCUAUGAUUGAUUGGAAUAAUUUGGUCGAACGUUUCAUGAGAGAAUUACAAGAAAAUAUAACUUUUCAUGACACACAAAGGGAUCUUGAGUCUUGUAGAAAUAUGAUACCUGAAGUACUGAGUUGUAAAAUAUUCGAUAAAGAACAGUUUGAAACCAAAUUCAAAAGCGAAUUAGAGAAAGAUGGUGCUCUAUAUUACUUGCUUUUAAAUAAAAAACUGUGCUUUCCAUUUUGGGCAAGCAGGUUUAGACGUAAAAUCUUAUCAGCUACGACAUUUAAUUUCGUUGAACAUUCGGACUACCAGUUUUACCAAUGUUUGUUUGGUGAAUGUUGUGGAAAAGAUAGAAAAUAUUACUCUGGUUCCAGUGCAGACUUAGAUCUCGUCACACUAAAAGAAAAAGUGUGGAAGUUUAAAACCGCCGAUGGAAAAUCAAUUUUGCACAUUAUAAUCAGCUCUCAAAGAUCAGACUACGAGGCACACUUACUUCUUGAGAAAAUGUUAAAAGAUACGUGGGAACAGGACGUCUUGCUGAUCAAUGAUCUUUUGAAAUGUGCAUCAGAAUAUCAGAUAUGUAGUAGAAUAUUAUGCAUGUUAGAGCUACUGCGGAAACAAAAUGAAUUCAAAACUGGGCAUAAACCCCCGGAUGUUUCAAAUGUAAUUGCUCAGUUAAAAUCAAUUAAAGAUUAUAAUGCACAUUUUGAACUUGAAUUUCUUGUUCGCAUUUGCAUAGUUUUAGCAGUUUGUGAAGCACCAAUAAAGAAAGUCAAUACCGACUAUAAUUCUAUUGAUGAAAGGUUUCUUAUGGUGAGAAAAUUACUCGGUGAAAAUGAACAUACCGAAUCAAAAAUGACGGAAACUAUUAAGGAGUGUCUUGCAAAAUGUCGGACAUCAGUUUUGCCUUCGUUAGAAGCAAAAAGCAUACCGUUUACCGAUAGAAUAGGUUCAAAACUUAAACAGGCAAUAUGUGACUCUGUUGGAGUACUUUCAAGAAAAAAUGUACUUGCUGAAAAAGUAGACGUAAACUGAAAAUCAUAAAUAUGUAUGUUGAAAUGAAAACUACAAUUACAUUAGUACUUGAUUUUGUUCUUUAUCGUGAACUGAUCUUUUUUAUGAACAAAUCGUAAAUUAUUAGCUGUGAGUUAAUGAGUUAACAUAUAUAGUGUGGGCAUCUAGUUUGAAUCAAUGUAUUGUUAUGUUAUUGUCGGAAUAUAAUUUGUUCAUGGUCAAAGUACUACAUACAUGUUACUUAAAAUCUUAUUAAGAUGCUUUUUCCGGUAUAAAUUUAAACAUUGUUAAAAUAUGUACGAGAAGAAAGAAUAUUGAAAAAUGAAUAAUGGAUUAAUACAUGUACCACUGUUUUAUGCUUUUUUUUCUAGUGCUAAUUUGUUUUGUUUAUAACACAAUGUGAUAGUUAUAAAAGUUAGUAAAUUAUUACCGGUAAUUGAUAUACGCAGGUUUAAGGUAUUGAAAAUGAAAUAAAUAUUUAUAUUGAUUUAGAUGUUAAGCCAUAUACUAUGUAUAUAAUCAUAUAUAGAUAUUAAAGACAAUU
Magallana angulata is the source of this 3729-nucleotide messenger RNA. RefSeq lists its product as uncharacterized. Lineage: Eukaryota; Metazoa; Mollusca; Bivalvia; Ostreida; Ostreidae. The record is from RefSeq and is a predicted model, not a curated record. The coding region runs from base 99 to 3206 and encodes 1035 amino acids. The transcript is spliced from 14 exons.